AUGCGCCUGGAGAACAUCGCCGUGCGCGAGAACAAGGCCCGAGGUCGACGGACGUUUAUGGCCAACGGGGCCGCGCUCAGCCGCCCGUGCUUUGAAUGCACUCAAGCCUCGAAGCUCGAGUCGUGCGAUCUACGCUCACAGUACGCGAUGAUUUUGAACAUGAUCCGCGCUGGGGGCUACGAGCCAGAGCUUCAAGCCGCCAACCGGAAGUGCUUUGGG
This is a messenger RNA of Mesorhabditis spiculigera, 219 nucleotides long. Lineage: Eukaryota; Metazoa; Nematoda; Chromadorea; Rhabditida; Rhabditidae. The record is from the annotation of a GenBank genome assembly.